This is a messenger RNA of Peromyscus californicus insignis, 1074 nucleotides long. It is a transcript of the gene G6pc1, whose product is annotated as glucose-6-phosphatase catalytic subunit 1. Gene Ontology annotation, cellular component: membrane. Gene Ontology annotation, biological process: glucose 6-phosphate metabolic process; gluconeogenesis. The record is from RefSeq and is a predicted model, not a curated record. Gene Ontology annotation, molecular function: glucose-6-phosphatase activity. Lineage: Eukaryota; Metazoa; Chordata; Mammalia; Rodentia; Cricetidae. The transcript is spliced from 5 exons. The coding region runs from base 1 to 1074 and encodes 357 amino acids.
AUGGAGGAGCAAAUGAACAUUCUCCACGACUUGGGGAUCCAGUCAACCCGCUACCUCCAAGAGAAUUAUGCAGACUCCCAGGACUGGUUCAUCUUAGUGUCUGUGCUCGCCGACCUCAGGAAUGCCUUCUAUGUCCUCUUCCCCGUCUGGUUCCAUAUUCAAGAGACUGUGGGCAUCAACCUCCUCUGGGUGGCGGUGGUUGGGGACUGGAUCAACCUCGUCUUUAAGUGGAUUCUUUUUGGACAGCGCCCGUACUGGUGGGUCCUGGACACGGACUACUACAGCAACACCUCGGUGCCCCUGAUAAAGCAGUUCCCUGUCACCUGUGAGACUGGACCAGGGAGUCCUUCUGGCCAUGCCAUGGGCGCAGCAGGUGUCUAUUAUGUGAUGGUCACUUCUGCCCUGUCUAUACUUCGUGGAAAGAAAAAGCCAACAUAUGGAUUCCGGUGUUUGAAGGUCAUCUUGUGGUUGGGAUACUGGGCUGUGCAGCUGAAUGUCUGUCUGUCCCGGAUCUACCUUGCGGCUCACUUUCCCCACCAGGUUGUGGCUGGAGUCUUGUCAGGCAUUGCUGUGGCUAAAACUUUCAGCCACAUCCGGAGCAUCUACAAUGCCAGCCUCAAGAAGUACUGUUGGAUCACCUUCUUCCUCUUGGGUUUCGCGCUUGGAUUUUACGUGCUGCUAAAAGGGCUGGGGGUGGACCUCCUGUGGACUUUGGAGAAAGCCAAGAGAUGGUGUCAGCGGCCUGAAUGGGUCCACCUCGACACCACACCGUUUGCCAGCCUCUUCAAAAACCUGGGGACCCUCUUUGGGUUGGGGCUGGCCCUCAACUCCAGCAUGUACCGGGAGAGCUGCAAGGGAGAACUCGGCAAGUCGCUCCCAUUCCGCCUGGCCUGCAUCGCGUCUUCCUUGGUCCUCCUGCACCUCUUCGACACUUUGAAACCCCCGUCCCAGAAUGAGCUGAUCUUCUAUGCUCUGUCUUUCUGCAAGAGUGCGACAGUUCCCUUUGCUUCUGUGAGCCUUAUCCCCUACUGUCUAGCCCGGGUUCUGGGUCAGACUCACAAGAAGUCUUUGUAA